This is a messenger RNA of Rhipicephalus sanguineus (brown dog tick), 952 nucleotides long. RefSeq lists its product as uncharacterized. The record is from RefSeq and is a predicted model, not a curated record. Gene Ontology annotation, molecular function: carbohydrate binding; isomerase activity. NCBI's taxonomy places the organism in Eukaryota, Metazoa, Arthropoda, Arachnida, Ixodida, Ixodidae. Gene Ontology annotation, biological process: carbohydrate metabolic process.
AUGGGACUGAUUAGGCUGAAAACCGCCGAGGCAAGCGCGUGCAUUCAUCUUCAUGGCGCUACGCUGAUAUCCUGGGUUUUCAACGGCAAGGAGCGCAUAUUCGUCAGCGACAAGGCCAUCUUCGACAACAAGAAGGCUAUCAGAGGGGGGAUUCCCUUCGUUUUUCCCAAUUUCGGACCAUGGAGCCUGGGGCCUCAACACGGCUUCGCAAGAAUUUUCCAGAUGGACUGGCACGAGCAGCCGCAUGCGGUCGCAGAUGGUGGCUUCGCCGUGACCCUGGCACUUGAAGACACCGAGGAGACCAGAAAGAUGUGGAACUUCAAGUUCCUGGUGCUGUACACAGUCAUCCUCAGGAAGAAUAACUUGGUCCUCGACAUCAACGUGAUCAAUACAGGCGAUACUGAGUUUUCCUUCACCGUCCUUCUCCACACGUACCUGAGGCUGAACGAUGUGAACCAGUUCUCCUUAUCUGGCCUACGAGGUUCCCCUUAUGUCGACAAGGUGAAGCAGGGAGAGAAGGGCAUGGAAUGUGAAGACGAAGUGCACAUUAAGGGCGCCAUAGACAGGGUCUACAGCAGGACAAGUGACACCCACACUUGUAGCGUGGCGGGCAAGGCUUGGGUCAUCGUGAAGAAGACCAACAACUUCCCGGACACUGUUGUCUGGAACCCAUGGGCCAGUGGUGCCGCUUCCAUGGCCGACUUUGGCGACGACGAGUAUUUGCAGAUGGUCUGUGUCGAGCCUGGAUACGUGUCCGAGCCAAGGAAGCUGCCUCCAAAGCAGACCUUUGAGGCCUCAAUCACCAUGGAGGCAGUGGAGUAACUUCAUCUGCCGCAUGGACGUUCUGGUUCUAUUGUAUCGGAGAUGUGAUAACGCUCAUUUUUGAUAUUUCUUUAUGUUUCGAAGAUAUAUUUAAGAUUUCGGUACAAGCAUUAAAACAUUUUUCAUUAGA